AGGAGAAAGCCCAAGUGCGCAGGAGCCCUUAUCACUUUCAUUGUCCCUCACAAUUGACAUUCCAAACUCGAAUUAUCAUAAUCAAUUUCAUCAUCACAUCAUACACAGUUAACAAGAGGGAACAAAAAGGCGAAUUUGAGUAGAACACAAAGUGCGAACUGGGAAGUCUCUGAACAACCGUUUCGAUAAAUUCCCAGCUUCUCAGAUGAUUCGCUCAAUUCCGCCAUUAAAGCUUCAUUAAAAAGCUCAGAUUUUCGUGACCCAGGAUUCUCACAUUACGAAAUAGGAAACUAAAAUCAUGGAAUGGCUUGUAUACUCCUAGUAAUAUCAACUCAAGCCUAUUGCAAUGGAUAUCAACUUGUGAGUCUCCUAUCAUUUAAGGUUGUUCCCUCAAAGUCAUUUUCGUUUUGUGAGACUUCAUCUCUCGGAUAUUACUUCUUCAACAUGAGCACUGCAUACAAUGAGGAACAAGAACAAGGCACUGUAGUAGGAUUUGAAACUCCAAAAUCGCCAAGCUCAAGUUAUACCAACGUAUACCCUGGAAAUGAAGACGAGGCACGCGAUCCACCUCUUGUCCCUCCGCACUUGCAACACACCUUGUUAAGUUGUCCGGCAAGUAGAGAGACCACCGGAACAUUUCCCUUGCCUCAAAACGUGAUUUUAAACCAUCUGUACAUUGAAAACAGAGAGGCUCCAAGAUCUGUGGUUGCACUUGGUUUCACUCAUCGCUUUCGGUCAAAAUUUGUGACCGUUGUUCUUUACAAGCCUGUUCAGAGAAGGGGGAGCAAUGCUUGAUGUAUAGCCAAGGAGGUAGUCAUUGUCAUUUAAUUAGGUACUUCCCUAUUGCCUUUGAUUUAAAUGUAGAAUAAUCUGACUAUGAUCUCCUAGUCUUAGGGGGAUGUUGUUGCUUGAUUGCCUGUUAAUCAAGUUUUGCAUAUCAAUGAUGGUUACAUUGCAACACACCUCAGGAUUUGCCUAAGAUUAAUGGUUAACAUUGUAUACCCUUUAUAUUUCUUAGUUAGAAAAAAGUAUUUGAUGGUAGCUUUGGUUGUACUUUUUACUGGUCAUGUGUUUCUCGAGGUCUUACCUUGAUUGAUCCUUGGUUGAUGCGGUCUCGCAGCAAUGAAUGAGACCCUUUGAAAUAUUGAUGAAAUUAACCAGAUUGAUUUAUCUAAUUGCUGAGAUAAUCAACUUUGUGUUCGUAAUCAUAAAAAAUGCAU
Molecule: messenger RNA, 1220 nt
Organism: Amaranthus tricolor (Joseph's coat)
Lineage: Eukaryota; Viridiplantae; Streptophyta; Magnoliopsida; Caryophyllales; Amaranthaceae
Product: SNF1-related protein kinase regulatory subunit beta-3
Exons: 4
Coding region: 304-795 (163 amino acids)
Molecular function (GO): protein binding
Source: RefSeq, a predicted model, not a curated record